This is a messenger RNA of Punica granatum (pomegranate), 3030 nucleotides long. The record is from RefSeq and is a predicted model, not a curated record. NCBI's taxonomy places the organism in Eukaryota, Viridiplantae, Streptophyta, Magnoliopsida, Myrtales, Lythraceae.
UCCUCUAGCAGUUUCCCCUGCCCAGCGGCACUGCUGCAGAACAGUAGAAAUAUUCUUUCCUUCUUCCUUCCAUUUUCAUCCUUCUGCUUCUUCUUCUUCCUCACCCACCGCCUUCAUCCCCUCCCUCUGUUCAGUUCCGUCCAUGGCUGCUUUUCGCCUUCAAACGAAAAAGACAACGAAGAGACCAGAAAGAAAACAUUUUUAAGUAAAAAAAACAAAGGGCAAAAAAAAGCCAGGAACCCCAACAUUCCCUCCUUCCUCUGUUUCCCUCUCUGUGUGUCUUCCCAUUCCCAACCCCCACGCUUCUCCUUCCUCUUCCCUUCUUCUUUCCUCCUGCUCUCUGCUCUUUCCUUCCUUUCUUCCUGCUCGAAAUGGCGACCCUUCAGGACAUAACUGUCUCGGCCUUCAUCAACAUCCUCAUCGCCUUCGCCUUCCUCCUCGCCUUCGCCCUCCUCAGGAUUCAGCCCAUCAACGACAGAGUCUACUUCUCCAAAUGGUACAUCACCGGUUCAAGAACCAGCCCCCGGCGGUCGGGCAACUUCGUGGGCAAGUUCGUCAACCUCAACCUGAGGACCUACCUCACCUUCCUCAACUGGAUGCCCCAGGCCAUGAGGAUAAGCGAAGCUGAGAUUAUUGACCACGCCGGCCUCGACUCUGCUGCCUUCCUCAGGAUUUACGUUCUUGGCUUGAAGAUUUUUGUGCCAAUUACAGUUAUUGCACUUCUUGUUCUUCUUCCAGUCAAUCUGUCUAAUGGAAUGCUAUCAUUUCUGAAGAGAGAUUUGGUUACGAGUGACAUUGAUAAGCUGUCAAUAUCAAACGUCCGUCCUAAAUCGCUAAGGUUUUUUGUCCACAUUGGAUUGGAAUACUUGUUCACCAUAUGGACAUGUUUCAUGCUUUACAAGGAGUACGACUACAUAGCAUCAAUGAGGCUGAAGUUCUUGGCUUCACAAAGCAGGCGAGCUGAACAGUUCACUGUAGUCGUUCAGAAUGUUCCUCGUCCUCCAGGAAAGUCAAUAUCAGACGCUGUAGACCAGUUCUUUCGAACUAAUCACCCUGAUCACUAUCUUUGCCACCAGGCAGUUUACAAUGCAAACAAGUUUGCCAAACUUUCGAAGAAAAGAGACCGGCUCCAGAAUUGGCUAGACUACUAUCAACUUAAGUUCGAAAGGAAUCCCAAUAAGCGACCCACCACUAAGAAAGGUUUCUGGGGGCUAUGGGGUGAGCGAGUUGAUUCAAUUGAGCACUACAAGCAACAGAUCAAGGAUCUUGAGAAAACAAUGGCCUUAGAGCGUCAGACGAUAAUCAAAGAUCCAAAAUCUGUUCUACCUGUUGCUUUCGUAUCCUUCGAUUCGCGAUGGGGUGCUGCUGUUUGUGCGCAGACACAGCAAAGCAGGAACCCCACCAAGUGGUUGACAUGCUGGGCACCAGAGCCUCGAGAUGUAUAUUGGAAGAACUUAUCCAUCCCAUUCAUCUCACUGACUAUUCGGAGACUUGUGAUAUCGCUGCUAGUUUUUGCACUGGUGUUCUUUUACAUGAUACCCAUUGCUUUUGUUCAGUCUCUCGCAAAUCUUGAUGGCCUCGUGAGGGUCGCUCCUUUCCUCAGGCCGGUGAUUGAAACGGAAUUCGUCAAAUCAUUUCUACAGGGUUACCUACCUGGAUUAGCUCUUAAGAUAUUCUUGCUCGUCCUUCCAGCAAUUCUAAUGUUUAUGUCGAAAAUGGAGGGAUAUAUCUCUCUCUCAAUGUUGGAACGAAGAACGGCUGCAAAGUACUAUUUCUUCAUGUUGGUGAAUGUUUUCUUGGGAAGCAUAGUAACUGGAACGGCUUUUGAGCAGCUGCAUGCAUUCUUGCACCAAGCGCCUACACAGAUCCCGAGAACGAUUGGUGUUUCGAUACCCAUGAAGGCCACAUUCUUCAUCACUUAUAUAAUGGUCGAUGGUUGGGCUGGGAUUGCGAGUGAGAUACUCCGGUUAAAACCAUUAAUCAUAUUUCAUCUCAAGAACAUGUUUUUGGUCAAGACUCAGAGGGACAGGGAGCUGGCAAUGAAUCCUCCGAGAGUGGAUUUCCCUGAAACUAUCCCAAGCCUUCAGCUCUACUUUCUUCUGGGGCUUGUAUACGCCGUGGUGACCCCGAUUCUUCUGCCGUUCAUUGUGGUCUUCUUUGCUUUCGCAUACUUGGUGUACCGUCAUCAGGUCAUCAAUGUUUACAAUCAAAGGUACGAGAGUGGGGCAGCUUUCUGGCCCCAUGUACACAGCCGCAUUAUUGCAAGCUUGUUAAUAUCUCAGUUACUUCUGUUCGGUCUGCUCAGUACAAAAAAGGCAGCCAAUUCUACUCCUUUCCUCAUUGCGUUGCCCAUAUUGACCUUGUCAUUCCACAAGUACUGCAAGCACCGGUUCGAACCUGCAUUUUGGAAGUUCCCUCUGGAGGAAGCAAUGGCCAAGGAUAUUGCCGAUCACACAGCCGAGCCUGAUCUGAACCUGAGAGCAUACUUAGCAGAUGCAUACUUGCACCCGAUCUUCCGAUCCUUCGAGGUCGAUGAAGAAGAAGAGUUGGUUGAAGUUCGAGUAAACAAACACCAGACUCAUGUCCCAGGUCCCACUUCAACGUCUGGUAAUGUUUGCUACUACGAUCCCGAGCACCCGCAACAUUACACUUAUCAGCGUGAGGCCGAGCCCUGAGAAAACAGGUUCUCAAGCUGCUUAGGACUAAUUUCCUAGAAAGCCUGAUGCCAAGUGACGAUGAUCGGUUAUUCCGAGCGUGUGCUGGGGAUAACUGCUGGUAGUAGGAUGGAUUGUCUAGUGAGAGAAUGACCCUAUUUUCGUAUUGGGUUCCAUAAUUUGUAAAUGCCGAUGAUUGUAAUUAUCUGGCUGAGUUGAUGGAUAAAUUGAGUUUCCAUCAGUUUCUAGUAUUAACGUAGGUUAAGCUUAAUCAAGAUUACAAAUCAUUGAGCAGAGUACUCAUUGCACUGAAUUUUACUUGCAAUACUUAUCAAAAGGAGUUUUCCUUGUCAAAAUGAAUAUUUUAUAUCUUCAA